UCUCUCUCGGAAAUGUCCACCCUGGCGCCUAAAGCUUCAAUGCUGUUACGUUGGCGGCCUAUUCGGGAGGCUGCGAUGAACAGUCGAGGUUUCCAUGCGUGUGCUCGCUUGUUCUUUGAGCAGGUGGACAUCCGCGCUAAGCUCAAGACAAAUCUCAUAACGGCCAUGAAAGCAAGGGAUUCGCUCACCUCAACGACACUCAAGUCUAUCAUAGCUGAAAUCACGAACGCGGACAAAGUUGGCCCCUCUCCUAUCAAGAGCGCAGCGAUAUACAGCAUUAUCAAUAAAUCAAUCGCUCGGCGUGAAGAUGCCUCCGCUCAAUAUACAGCCGCCUCUCGUUCAGAUCUAGCCGCCAAAGAACUCACAGAAGCCUCCAUCCUCAAAUCUCUCCUUCCACCACCGCUUUCAGAUGAGGAGAUCACCAGACAUCUUACCCAUGCCAUUCAACAAGUUCGAUCUUCAUUGAUAUCUUCAUCUUCAUCAGGGAGCGUUCAUCCGGGUCCGGGCGCACUACAAGGAAAGGUGAUAAAAAUGUUUUGGAAUUUGGUCGAGCCUGGAACUGUACCUGGUGACGUCGUCGCCAAAAAGGCCAAGGAACUCCUCCUGUCACAACCAUCGACAUGAUGACCAAUGCGCUUGCUUUUGGUCCGCAAGAGGGGGGGGGACCUCCCAUUACCUGCGGAUACCUGUGACCAAAAGAGUUGUGGCGCGUUUUACCUGCGGGAUAUUGGCGGCUAGUGCUAAUACUAUACGUAGUCGGAGAUCUGCAGUUAAAGGCGCUCGGUAAAUUAUCAGUUUAUACCAUCAUUUGUUUACAUCAUUUUCGUGCACUUGAUUUGGCAUUUUCCCUGCCUAAAACGCCAACCCCAAGUCCGCAUUAGUCUUGAGUGAUACCCUCCCCCUUAAACAACAUUCCUUUAUCUAAUCUUAAUAGCUUAAGUAACAAUUUACUAAAAGGCCAGCAUCACUUCCCCUCUAGUGUACUCCUAGUUCACCUUUAAUUUUC
Molecule: messenger RNA, 1006 nt
Organism: Cantharellus anzutake
Lineage: Eukaryota; Fungi; Basidiomycota; Agaricomycetes; Cantharellales; Hydnaceae
Product: Yqey-like protein-domain-containing protein
Exons: 4
Coding region: 13-624 (203 amino acids)
Cellular component (GO): mitochondrion
Molecular function (GO): carbon-nitrogen ligase activity, with glutamine as amido-N-donor
Source: RefSeq, a predicted model, not a curated record